This is a messenger RNA of Blepharisma stoltei, 240 nucleotides long. Lineage: Eukaryota; Ciliophora; Heterotrichea; Heterotrichida; Blepharismidae. The record is from the annotation of a GenBank genome assembly.
AUGCAUCUGCAUCACAUUGAGAAAUGUUGUUUUCAAAUUCAUCACCUACUUGCUCAUACAAGACUGCUAUCAAAAGUCAACAAUUUCUCUGCAGAUUCAUUAGGUUUCCAAUUUCAAUUGCCCCCGAAAUUAAACAAAAACCCAAUGCACAAUUUCUAUUCAAAUUUCAAGGUAGCUGAGCUUUUCCUAUUUCAUUUUCUUCAUAGUCAUGUAUUUCAUACCGCUAAGGAUCAUUUUUAA